Molecule: messenger RNA, 1296 nt
Organism: Vollenhovia emeryi
Lineage: Eukaryota; Metazoa; Arthropoda; Insecta; Hymenoptera; Formicidae
Product: THUMP domain-containing protein 1 homolog
Exons: 5
Coding region: 152-1162 (336 amino acids)
Biological process (GO): tRNA modification
Molecular function (GO): RNA binding
Source: RefSeq, a predicted model, not a curated record
UUUCAAUCUUUAUUAUUCUUACGUCUAUGUUCUUUAUACUAUCGGAGAUCUCCGAUCGGUACGAAAGAAAUAAUUAGCACAUGUUGUUCAAUUCAAAAAGAGAAUAGGAACAGAAAUCGAAAGAUAAGGAAAAGAAAAAGUUAAUAAAUGAAUGCAGACAAACGGUGCAAUGAAUACACGAAAGAGAAGUAACAGAUAUGUCGCGAAUCGCCACGACUCUAAAAAGCGUAAACAAUUUGUCUUGGAAUCCGGGAUGACGGGUUUUCUAUGCACGUGCAACUUUCACGAGAGAGGCUGUAUUACCGAUGCCUACAACUUACUCAAUUUAUUUGCAGAUGAGAAAUCUGCGUCAGACAUAAAUAUGAAAUCUGAAACAUCAAGCGCGACAAACACAGCCGUUGAAAAGAAAGCUGAUAAAUCAUUGGAGGAUGCUGACGAUGAUGAGGACAUAUCGACUGCUCUAGAGAAAGAAAUCAAUGAACUCAGAACGGAACGUGAGAUGCCAUUGCCUUCUCGAAGAUUUCAGGUAGUGGACACAGGUGUAAAAAAUAUGAUUUUUAUAGCAAGUACACUCCCAAAUCCAUUAGAAUUGGUUACCAAAAUUGUCUCCAAGUUGGACACGACCAAAGAGCAAUGUACCAGAUACUUGUUGAGAUUACUUCCAAUUGAAGUUGUAUGCAAAGCAUACAUGGACACUAUAAAGGCAAAAGCGAGUGAAUUGUUUGAGAGGUAUUUUGCCCAGGAGCCUAAAACGUUCAGCAUUGUGUUUAACCGUCGCAGCAAUAACAGCAUUAAAAGAAAUGAAAUUAUUGAGGACUUGGCAGAAAUUAUAAUGAAAAAAAAUCCAGGUAAUAAGGCAGACUUAAAAAAUCCAGACAUAGCUGUGAUUGUUGAAGUGAUACGUGGCAUUUGUUUACUCUCUAUCGCUCCCAAUUACUAUAAAUUUAAAAAGUACAAUCUUCUCGAAAUAUGCAAUAGUACAAGGAAUAAGAUAAUUCCGAAGGAAGAAGCAGAAGAGUCGGCAAAUGAAGAGAGUCAUGAAGAUGACUCGAGUACAGUUCCGUCAAAUACAUCAAGUGCAGAAGCAGAAGGAAAGUAUAACGAAAUAAAUAAUAAAAAUUUAGAUACACAAAUCGAAGAGAGAGAGAACAAGUCAGCUUAGCUCGCUACUUCAGCUAGACAGAUUUGUUUGUAAUAUAUGUCUAAGAUGUUUAUACAUAAUGGCUAUUUUAUAAAGAUACGUAAAUUAUAAAUAAGUGUCACGAAUAAAUAAAGCGUAUAAAUGGUGUCAACUAA